Molecule: messenger RNA, 4056 nt
Organism: Ceutorhynchus assimilis (cabbage seed weevil)
Lineage: Eukaryota; Metazoa; Arthropoda; Insecta; Coleoptera; Curculionidae
Source: the annotation of a GenBank genome assembly
CUCUUUAUCAGGGUUGGCAAAACGUCGUUGCCUUGACAUGUUUAGUCAAAUCUAUUGUUUCUGCGUAUUGGAGCUCAUUUUUUAUUAGUUUUUUGUCGAAACAAAUUGCAUCAGUGUUCUACAAGAUUUAUUAUAUUUAUUGUACAAUGCAAAAUAAACCACCCCGAAAAUGAGCUCACAAGAAAACAUGCAACGUCCUAAAGGCGACCUCGAAACCCCUCUAUCUCCAAAAAUGGAGUCUAUUGACUUUGGAAAACACGACCCUGAAUAUCACUUGGCGAACGAAACGUUGUCAUCGCCAAGAUCCCUGCAAAGCACCAGAUCGCUGCGGAGCAGGACAUCCAGCGAAGCUGGAGAUCGGCCCGCAUCUACACGAGAUCGUUCUCCUACCAAGAAAAAUCGUUCUAGAAUUAUCCGGCCUCAGCCUCACAAUUCCAGCAUCCCUUUACCUAUGAAAAUUACUGCAGGACCAAUUAAACCUUUACCAGCAGCGAAAAUUCCCAGCAAGAUUGUUUGCAAGACUCCUGUUCCUCGUUUGAACGUUUCGGCGAAUAAACAUACAUUGGAAGUUCAGUUUAUCAAUAAAAAUAAACGGCUUGUGCAACUGAAAAAGGAGUUGUUAGAAAAACAGAAGCCUGUUAUCGAAAUAUACCAGAGUUUAACGACGAUUAAAAAAAAAUUGCAGCAAAUGGGGAAAAAUGUUAAAUUAGAUGAAGUCAAAUUAGUGCCCUAUCAAGAUUUGAAUGAAACACCUGAAGAGCAACAAGAGCAAAUGUCUAUGGAAAUUAUCGGCAGCAUGAAAUUAUCUAUUGAAGAAAUCCCAAAAACCCUAAUGGACAUAUGCAAAAAUCUACUCAGCAGAAGAGCUCUCAUUGUAGAACUCUUAGAAAGCGUCACCAAAUCUGAAGUAGACGUUGGUCUAGUCUCCGAAAAAAUAACAUCCUUGAAGUGUGAAGGUCUACAGCUUCAACAGUCCUUGGACAUGGUAAUAAAGGGACAGGAAGUGAAAAUUUGCGAACUGGUUGAAAAUUGGCAAAAACUACUAAAGGAAAAACAAAGUAGCACCAACGACUUGAGAAUCGAGGAAUUAGAAAAUAAACUCAAAGAAGAGCAAAAAUCAAAGGAAGAAUCUGAAAUUGUAAUUCGCGAUUUACACAACAAAAUAGACGAACGAAAAACUUUCCAGGAUAAAACACUAGGGGAGCUCAAUGGAGUUGUUAUUUCUUUAAAAGAACAAAUAAAAAAAUUAGAUCAAGACUUGGAAAGUGAAAGAAAAGCAACUAUAGAAUUCAAAGGCCGCAAUAGCGCAAAUGCACAAACUUUAAAAAACUUGCGAACAAGAGUAAACGAAUUGGAGCGUCAAAGUUCUGAAAAGGAUACCACCAAUGCUGAGUUGCAAAAGAAAAUCAAAUUACUUCAAGAUCAAAUGAAACAUAAAGAAAUUCUGUGGAAUAAAGAGAAGGAGGAAAUGGCUAAAAGUUUAAAACACCAAGAAAAUCUUUUGCAAAAAGUUACUGCAGACAAGAAUCGAUUUGAAACCAGGUUGCAAUCGGAGGAGCAAAAUAAUGAAGAAACUAAAGGACAAAUGCAAGAACAAAUUAGUCUAAUUACUGAAAAAUUACUAAACUCGCAAGCCCAACUGGAAAAAGUUACUUUAGAGAAAAACCAAAUUGUUGAGAAAAAUAAAGAGUUUGAACAGUACAUAAGCAGAACGAGUGCCAGCUGUAAAGAGACAAUGAAUAAAGUCAGUUGUAGCAUUGAAUGGGGCAACGCUUCGAGACACGCAUCAACACCUGAAGCAGAAAACUAUAUGCUAAAUGUUGUCAAAGAUGUGAGAAUAAUGGAGCUUGAAGAUAAAUUAAAUCAAAUAGAACAAGAGCGCAAAUUGAGUCUGAUAAAUGCCAAAUCAAAAAUGGAUUUUAUAAGGCCAAGCAUAAUUGAGCAUGAGCUGGAAACGCAAAAGGAUCUCGUCAAGGGUUACCAGUUGAUUUUGGAAGAUGGCGAAAAAAAGUUGAAGCAUAAGUUGAAGAAUUUGAGAACAAUAGAGAUUGAAAAACUUAACGCUCAAAUACACCAACUGAAAGUGCGACAGGAAAAGUAUGAACAGGAAAAUGGAGCAUGCUCCUUCCAAGAAUUGAAACGGAUGCUUGACGAUGGCAGACAAAAAUUGACAAAUGUUGUGCAGAGAUUUGUGACAAAUGAUGACAAAGUAGAAGAUCUGAGGGCAUUGAUUGAAAAGCAAAAAAUUCAAAUGAGCGAAAUGGCAAAUUUGAUAAAGUAUCGCGAGAACGUAACUAGCGUUCUAAAGAAUACUCGUGACAAAUUGAUGGCUGAAAAACAAAGCCUUGGAAGAUAUUCAAGAGAAGUUAGAACUAUAUUAAUCGAGGUAUCUACACAAAGUACGAAAAAAGAUGAAAAACUCAAAUACUUCGAACAAAAAAUUGCAUCGCGAGAAACCCAAAUAGCUCAACUAGAAAUCAAUUUGAAUAUCACACAAGAAAAGUUACAAAUUGUUACCGAUAAACGUUACAAACUUCAAGAGACCAUUACCAAACAAGAAAAAGACCUUCAAAAAUCUAGCAAGGAAAUCGAACAAUUAAAAACUAUGCUUAAUAAAAGUGGCAAAUCGUCGUGGGGCUUUUUAGAUACUAUAUAUGACCUUGCCCAAAAAGAUAAACCUAAUAAAAAAAUUAUUAAAUGUUGUUCCUCUAAUACUUUGAUGCCAUCAACUCAUAAAAAUUCAAUUUUAGAUUCUGAGCCAGCAACUAAUACGCAAAAGGUUUCUUUUUGUAAAAUGUAUCCACAAAGCCAUUGCUGUACGAAUAGUUCCACCAAUUCUCAAGUUGCCAAAUCUAGUGCUUUACUGGGUCAUUCGUUGCAAACUAUUGAUGUUGUUACGACCAGGCUGAAUUUUCUCAAUGCUCUAACUGAAGAGUCAUUACAUGUCUGUGACAAUAUUGUCAAUUGGGAUGGCGAUAAUUUUAAAAGCCAAUUUGAACAAGUAUUUAAAAUGGCUGCCCAUCGAUACGAGUAUACACAAAAUCAGGCUAAAAAGUCUUACCAGGAUUUGACCGACUUGCUUAAGUUUGCAAUUACUCAUAGUAGUAGCACUCAAACCAAAUAAAUUUUGUUUUUUUUUUUAUUUUAAAAUGUAUUGUUCUGACAAAUUUAAUAUACAGCAAAUAUUAACAUCGAAUUCAAGUAAAUUUUUAUUAGGAAAUAAUAAAUGAGGGGUAAUACAAAACAAUUUUUUUCCAAAAAAAAAACAGUUACUUCUGAUUUUGAUCAGAUUAUACUUACCCAAAUAAAAACCUGAAGCACAACCAAGAAAUUUUGUGGCAGGUUACAAUCAUAAUAUAAAUCAAAAUUAUUGUAAAAACUCAAUAAAAUAUUUUGGGAAGUUUUGAAUAAUUUUUUCCUUAAACAAUUUAGUCUGUAGUACCAUUAAUGUGGUUCUUAUUUCUUAUUGUUUUUUGCAGUACGUGAGCAUCAGCUGGUUCUAUUCUUUUGUAAUAAUGUUCUUUGGUUUCAACUAUUUCAAAGCCGAACUUUUUGUAGAAAUCAAUGGCACUUUGAUUGUUUACUUGAACAUGCAAAAAUAUGCUAUCAAAGUUCCCAUCUUGUUCCACAUAACUUAAAAUGUGUUGCACCAUCAAAGUUCCAAUGCCAAGUCGUCGAUACGGAUACAAGCAACCAAGAGUCAUUAUAUACAAUCGCCUGGAGUUUUCUGUCGUAUCGAUUCUACAGCAAACAGCCCCCACGACAAUGUCGUUGUAGUAAGCUAGUUUAGCCAGUUCUCCAGCCUCCAAGACAUCCUUAUAGAAUUUGUCAUUGUAGGACACUGGAAAUACUACGCUGUUGAGCUUCUUGAGUUGUUUUAUAUUGUGCGGAGUAACGUUUCCUAGUUCUGUGUUGGUCCUGGUCAUUUUUGGUAUUGUUACUUGAGUAGACUUGUAGGAGUGAAUUAAUAUAGUAUUUAAAUGAAGCCGUUUUUUUAAUUUUUGUAAAUGAAAAAUUUUUCUUAACCCUAACCUCAAAACAUGAGUUUCAAGAGGC